GAGAGGGGACUCGGCUCUCUCUCUCUCUCUGGCUGGAGACUCGCCGUAUACAGGAGGUCGGAGAAGCUUCUGUCUGUCUGUCUGCCCCAGGCUGUCCAUCCCUGGCCCGAUCGCCUGACAUGGCCAGCCCUGCACUAGGUCUACAGGAGAUCCAGCAGCCUCAGGAAUCGCCUCCAGACUCGGCGUGCAGAGAGGCUCAAAAGUGGAUCGAGCAAGUGACUGGCAGAAGUUUUGGAGACAAAGACUUCCGAUCUGGCCUGGAAAAUGGAAUUCUACUUUGCGAGUUAUUAAAUGCAAUUAAACCAGGACUUGUGAAAAAGAUCAACAGACUUCCAACACCCAUUGCAGGAUUGGACAACAUAACAUUAUUUCUACGGGGCUGCAAAGAACUAGGACUGAAAGAGUCCCAGCUUUUUGACCCAGGUGACCUGCAGGACAUAGCCAACAGAACAACUCUCCGGAUUUCAGAUUGCAACAGGAAACUGAGAAAUGUACUAGUCACUGUUUACUGGCUUGGAAAGGCUGCUCACAGCUGUGCUUCGUAUAGUGGUAACCACCUGGACUUGAAGGAGUUUGAGGGAUUGCUAGCACAAAUGCGAAAGGAAAACGAAGAUCUCGAGAGCCCAAAGCGCAGUAUCCGGGAUAGCGGUUACAUAGACUGCUGGGAUUCGGAGAGAAGCGAUUCCCUCUCUCCUCCACGACAUGGCAGAGAUGAUUCUUUCGACAGCCUGGACUCCUUCGGUUCACGCUCACAGCAGACUCCAUCUCCAGACGUAGUGCUCAGAGGAAGCAGCGAUGGAAGAGGGAGUGACUCGGAGUCUGACUUGCCACACAGAAGGUUUCCAGACGUGAGAAAAGAUGACAUGUCUGCCAGGCGGGUGUCCAUUGGUGAGAGCAGAGCUUGUGUGCCGUUUAACCAGUACCUCCCCAACAAAAGCAACCAGACAGCCUAUAUCCCAGCACCACUGCGAAAGAAGAAAGCAGAACGAGAGGACUACAGGAAAAGCUGGAGCACCGCCACAUCUCCUUCGGGAGGAGAACGUCCCUUUAGCCAGAAUCACCCUGAGACAAUCGAGGAAGAACAAAAUGAUACGCAGUCCAAGGAUGAUGGAACCAAACUUGCUUCUUCCCCCAAGCGACCUUCUGGAAAAACAGAAACACUACAGGUUCAUCUCGGUCAGCAAGGAGAUGAGGAUGCGAUGGAGAAAACCGCCAUUCCUAAGGCGUUAGGAGAGGCUGAGAAAUUAAAAAGCCUCGAGCAAGCUGGCAUCAAAGUCCUGCCUGCAACAAGGCGUUAUGGCAGUGAAAAGCAAGCUGCAGAUGAUGGCGAACCAGACAUUGUGCUCCGAAAAGACAAUGCAUUCCUGAUGGGCAACGAUCGCGCAGAUGAUGAAUCGGAAGAGGAGGAAGAAGAUUGCCGAGUACCGGAUCUAGAGAGAGAUGACCUGGCAACUAGGAGAGCCAAGAUGAACCAGCCAAAGACAAGCACACCGUUUAAUCAGUAUAUACAUGGAUCAUACCUAAACAAAACAAAAGCUCGCCAGGAGCCUUCAAAAAGCCCCACUCCUCCUCCUCCUGUAAAACACGUGAUUAAUAGCCCUCGUGAAAACCGAGAAGAACCUAAGGCAGCAAAGCCAGUCAUUACUCAAAAGGAAAACUGUGUUCCAAACCCUGCAAACGGCGAAUCUGACAGUGAGGAUGAGAGAGGAAAAGUCCCAGAUAUUCAGAGAGAUGAUCUGGCCAAGCGAAAAGCCCAGGGCGCGGUUUCCCAGCAAAAGGAGCCAUUAGUUUUUGCUGUGCCCACAAUUACAAAGGCUGAUAUGGAAACCUGGCAAAGGCUUAAGGUGUCUUCUGAAGAUAGUGAUCAUCUUGUAGCAAAACAACCCAGGGAAAAUGAUCAAAUACCCAAGAUUGAUGCCACUAGAGCAACUAAUGAUGACUUUGGCCGACGAAAGUUGUCUUUGCAAGAGAAAAGGGCUAGAAACAAGCAGAAGUUUGUACACUUUGGCUCCGUAACAGAAAUUGACCAGCAGAGAUGGGAUAGGCUUUGUAUUGCUAAGGCUGGUGCUGAUCAGGAAAGUGGAGCAGAUGUGAAAGAUGGACCGGUGCCUGAAAUAGUAAACGUGAAGAAAGACUCUUUGACAAGUGCUCAGAGCUCUUCAAUCCUGGAGAACAUGAUUGCUAGAGCUUCUAUAAAGACUGUGCCAAGUCAAAUGGUGGUAUCGUCUGAGCUUUGCGUAAAGGCGCAGUCUUCAGAGCCUCCUGAGAGAGGAGGUGAGGGCCAGAUCCUGGACACCCAGCGCGAUGAUAUGUUGUCCAGGAGAACGGGUGCUUUUCAGAAGCUUACAAGGCCCAGACAGAUGUCUUCAGUUUCCAAUGAUGAACACCUACACGACCGGGAUCGUGAGGAGAAAUGCCUAAAGGGUGAACGAAACGAAGAAAAACAGACGGUUUCGCAAGAUGAAAGCCAGCAAGUGGAUUCUAAACAUAAGCCUUCUUUGGAGAACAACUUGCAGAUCAAUCCAAACUUACCAGCUCUUGCCAAAGAUGAGAGUCAAGAAGUCUGCACCUUGGAGAAGGAUACAAACGCCCCUGACUUGGGAAAAGAUGAUAUGCUGGUCAGAAGACUGUCAGUCACUCAGAGGCAGACUGGAGUAGGAAUCAGUCACUUUCUGCCAGUUCCAUUUUCUGUGCAGAAAAGAGAAGACAAAACACUCAUUUGCGCUAAAAAAGAAGAAAAACCUACAAGCUCAAUCCCAACUGACACCCUAAUGCCAAAAGAUACCACGGAAGCUUCCACCAAAGCUGACAGGUUUGACCAUCCAUCAGAGCCCCACCACACAGACGGACAUUUUGAAUUAAAUGACGAGCCGACUCACCACCCAGCCUGUGACCCCGCUCAAAGCCGUAGUGUGGUGAAUCCCCUCAAUGCAGAUCUUAAUUCCCAGCUGCAGGGAACUGUUGAAAAAUAUGACCAGGAAGUAUUGAGAUUCAGUCCACGACCUGCUCUGUCUGAUGACGCAGAGAGCAUGAGCAUGUGUGAUAUGAGGUAUGAAGACGAGGCACGUAUGCUGCCACACAGCCGGGCACACCAGGAACACCUGCAGAACAUCAAUGACCUGCUUAAAGAGGAAGAUGAUACGUGGCAGGAUGACCUCGCCAAAUGGAAGACCCGCCGGAGGAGUGCGUCCCAAGACCUGAUAAAGAAAGAGCAAGAGCGGAAAAAGAUGGAAAGGUUACUCAGUGGGGAAUACGACUUAACCGAGAGGAGGAGAAGUAUUAAAACAUACAAGGAAAUAGUGGAGGAAAAAGAACGUCGAGAGCGGGAACUGCAUGAAGCUUACAAAAAUGCAAAAUCGAAGGAGGAGGCGGAGAAAAUUUUGCAGAAAUAUAUCGAAAAGUUUACAAUAAGUGAAGCUGUUCUAGAGCGCUUAGUUAUGCCAAAAAUCCUGGAGAGAAGCCAUUCUGUAGAGCCGAGCUUAUUAACUUCGCCAGAGGACCCGAAUCUUAUGAAGUACCUGAGGCAACAGUCUCUGCCAUCUCCAAAGUACACAGCAACUGUAGAAGCCACCAUCUCCCCCAGCAAUGACCUUGACUCCAAGUUUCGGCCAGGCCGAUCAUCUCCAGUCAAAAGUGUCAUCUCCAAGGCCGUGCCCAUGCUGACGCCCAAGCCUUACUCUCAGCUGAAGAACUCGCAGCAGGUGCUCAAGACGUUCAAGGUAGAUGGAAAGAUUAACCUAAACGGAGAGACAUUUAAUGGCGUGGAAGAUAAGGGCCGAUCGUUCGCACCCACGCUGACUCGAUCUCAGCUGUUUGAAGGCAAGGCCAGAGUAGAUACUGGCACAGAGACUAAGAAGGAUGUUUCUUGCGUUGAGCUCAAUUUGACACGACCCAACAUGCAGAAAUCAAACAAAGAGCUAGAAGAUUUCUCGGGAGGAAUCAACCAUGCAGGUGAACAAGAUUCUGUUCCAAAGACGGAGUGUGUCAGCUCAGUGCAGAUGUUCCCAGAAGGUAAUAGUCAGCCUCUGACCCUAAUGUUGCGUGGUUCUACUGUGUCCAGCCUAGAGUUUACGCCAUGCACUCCUACCAAGGAGUCUUCUGUUUAUGGGAAGGAAUCAGAAGGACAGCGAAAGACUGUAGAUUCCACUGACAAUGAGCAGAAAGAAAAAGGGUCUCUGUCGUUCAAGAGCACUAAUGAAGAUGGUCAAGAAUCCUCCCAAAGAGAGCGUUACGAUGAAGGUGAAUGUAACAAGAAUUCUCCAGCAGUUACACUCACUCUGAACUCUCUGAGUAAGUUUGGCUCUUGGGAUCCAGAAGAAGAAAGAAGACGUCAAGAAAGGUGGCAGCAGGAGCAGGAGAGGGUGCUCCAGGAGAAGUAUCAAAAAGAACAGGAGAAGCUGAAAGAAGAAUGGGAGAAGGCUCAGAAAGAGGUGGAAGAGGAGGAACGGAAAUAUUACGAGGAGGAGAGGAAGAUAAUUGAGGACACCGUGGUGCCGCUGACUGUGUCGCCCGUUUCCAGUGUCCAUCACAGUGUCUCUGAAAGGAAUGGGAGUUUGGGAGUCCUUGCACAUGAUUCGGCUUAUCAGGAAAAGAAAGCUGGGAAGUUAUUGGCAGAGUCUCAUGCAUGUUUGAAGAGUGAUACAGAGACAGGAGAACAUAAAACCCAAACCAUUCUGUGUGAUCAGGAUGGAGUGCAUUAUAAAGCAGAAGAAACACAGAUAAAUGGAACAAACAACAGACUAGAGAAAGAACCGGCUGUGACUGCAAUGAAUAAAGAAAGUGACCCAGAAAACCAUCAAAGAAACUCAAACACUCCUACAAGGCUUAACUUGCAGCUAGAUCAGCAAGUGGAAACAUUGGAAAACCAUUUGCCUGUGAAUGUGGAUUUGUUAAGCAGCUUCAGGUCUGGGAGCACAUCUCCUGUGACACGAGGAAGUGAUGGCCAGGAGAACAUGAAAGGAGCAGUGAGCCCCUCGCAAUGCCAAUCCCCCAACAGGUCAGUUAGUGGGAAGAAGCUGUGCUCCACAUGUAAGCAUCCUUUAGGCAAAGGAGCAGCCAUGAUCAUUGAAACGCUCAGUCUUUACUUUCACAUUCAGUGCUUCAAGUGUGGAAUUUGUAAAGGUCAGCUUGGUGAUGCGACUACAGGAACAGAUGUCAGAAUCCGCAACGGGUUAUUAAACUGCAACGAUUGUUACGUGAAGUCCAGAACGGCUGGACACCCUACACCUUUGUGACCCCUCUUUUCUACCAUGAAGAUUAUUUUUUUAUAUGAAAAUAAUGCGGAUUUCACGCUUGUGUACAGAUGGACUCCAGACAAUCGCCUGUACCUUCAGAGACUGGCAGUCAUCUCAUGUUACGGUGGAACACGUCGUGUGAUGCUUGUUGUUGUAUUGCACAUUUUGCUUUACAAUUGCAGACUUAUUAUAUGGUGGAU
Spea bombifrons (plains spadefoot toad) is the source of this 5434-nucleotide messenger RNA. It is a transcript of the gene LIMCH1, whose product is annotated as LIM and calponin homology domains 1. Gene Ontology annotation, biological process: actomyosin structure organization; regulation of focal adhesion assembly; positive regulation of stress fiber assembly. The record is from RefSeq and is a predicted model, not a curated record. Bases 120 to 5234 code for a protein of 1704 amino acids. Lineage: Eukaryota; Metazoa; Chordata; Amphibia; Anura; Pelobatidae. Gene Ontology annotation, cellular component: stress fiber. Gene Ontology annotation, molecular function: actin binding; myosin II head/neck binding. The transcript is spliced from 34 exons.